UAGUAAACAAGUGGUUGAAUUUGUGAAGAAAUCUGAAUUGUGAAUAAAACUUAAUUAUUAAUCUUGAACUGGUUUACAAUGGUUACCUAUCCCUCUGCCAAGUUUAUGGAAUGCCUGCAGUAUGCGGCUUUUAAACACCGUGAGCAGCGACGCAAGGACCCCAAGGAAACGCCUUAUGUGAAUCAUGUGAUAAAUGUGAGCACCAUUCUGUCCGUGGAGGCUUGCAUUACAGAUGAGCCGGUUCUCAUGGCCGCACUUCUUCACGAUGUCGUUGAGGAUACGGAUGCCACAUUCAAGGAUGUGGAACUGUUCGGAGCGGAUGUUUGUGGCUUAGUCCGUGAGGUGACGGACGAUAAGUCCCUGGAGAAACAGGAAAGAAAGCGUUUGCAAAUAGCAAAUGCAGCCAAAUCAAGCUGUAGAGCCAAGCUCAUAAAACUGGCCGACAAACUGGAUAUGAGGGAUCUGCAAGUCAACACGCCAAGCGGAUGGACAGAGGAACGUCGCGAACAGUACUUCAUUUGGGCCAAAAAGGUGGUGGACAAUCUGCGAGGAACCAACGCCAAUCUGGAACUCAAACUAGAUGAAAUCUUCCGCCAACGUGGUCUUCUCUGAAUUCAAUUCAUCUUCCAAUUACAAGCGAAACUGUCUA
This is a messenger RNA of Drosophila suzukii, 649 nucleotides long. RefSeq names its product Metazoan SpoT homolog-1 (gene Mesh1). Gene Ontology annotation, molecular function: guanosine-3',5'-bis(diphosphate) 3'-diphosphatase activity. Lineage: Eukaryota; Metazoa; Arthropoda; Insecta; Diptera; Drosophilidae. The record is from RefSeq and is a predicted model, not a curated record.